ACGGGAGUCGUGUCUGUAUUUCCUGUCAGAUUCCGUUACUCGGGACCAUAAUGGACCGGGAGCAGCUCCGGGUGGCGGACUGAUCCAACCCGGUGCGGGAGACGCUCUCUCUCUCUCUCUCUCUCUCUCUCUCUCUCUCUCUCUCUCUCUCUCUCUCUCUCUCUCUCUCUCUCUCUCUCUCUCUCUCUCUCUCUCUCUCUCUCGGAGGAUGUGCGGUGUUUCCCGCUGUAGCGCCUGAUGCUGCGGGAGAUGUGGGCCACAGACCGAGACCCGGAGGAGGGAGGCAAGAGGGGGAGCGGCCUGGUCCCCCCUGCGUCCUGGAGUCCCGGUCCGGACCCGGCCUGGCUCUGCGGCCCCCCCGGGCCCCGCCCCGCCGGGCUGGGGGGCCGCAGGCGGAGCUCGCUGUCCGACAGCGGCGACACCGGCAUCGGGACCUACUGCUCCGAGGAUGACUCCAGCUGCAGCACCACCCCCCUCACCCCGCUCCACCCGGGCCUGGAGGACGACGGCGUCCCCGUGCUGCGGGCGCCGCCGUCCCCGUCCGCCGACCGCAACCCGCCGCGCCGCUGGUCCUCGCUCACCGGGCUGCCGGACGGCUCCCGGCGGCGCCCGGACCGCCACGGCUCCCUGGACCGGGCCCGGCUGCACGGCUACCGGAGGGACGCCGCCGCCCCGGGCGGGGACCUGUACCUCCCUCUGUCCUCGUCCCCCCUGUGCAGCGCCCUGCUGCUGCGGUCCCCGGGGGCCGGGCCGGUCUGCAGGCUGACCCGCGGCGGCGGCGGCGGCGGCGGCGGCGGCGACCGCUCCCUCCCCUCUGCUCUGUCCUCGCCCAUCAGGCACAGCAGCUCCUUCCCGGACCCCUUGCUCUCCUCGCUGUCCUCGCUCCCCGGCGAGGACACGCUGCGCACGCAGAAGUGGCUCGCCGAGCAGAUGGAGUUCAGGCCCCGGGCCGAGCCGGACGGCCCGUUACCAUGGCAACACGACCCCAGGACCAGCCAGAGCUCCCUUCCUUUCAACAUGCUGGUGAAGGUGAAAGAGGGACUGCUGAGGCAGAGAGAGCUGGAGAUCGAGAGGCAGAAGCAGCAGAUAGUGCAGCUCCAGGCCCGGAUCCGGGAGAACGAGCUGCGAGCGCAGCAGGUGCUGCAGAGCCAGAGGAGCUGGUACGACCAGCAGCUGGCGCUGGAGGAGUCCGCCGUGAGCCAGCAGACGGCCGCCCGGCCGCCCCGGGAGGAGGAGCUGAGCAGGAAGCUGGCGGUGGCGGAGUGGGAGGUGCUCCACGUCAACGACUUCUUCAAGCACAUCACCCAGAAACACAGCGAGGACGUCCACAAGCUGGAGGACAAGAUCAGGACCAGGGACCGCUACAUCAGCAGCCUGAAGAAGAAGCGGCAGAGGGAGGGCGGCCUCAACCAGGAGCGGCAGCAGCGCAUCGAGAUCCUGGAGCGCUACCUGUCCGAGCUGCCCACGCUGCACGAGGUGCACGGCGGCGCCCAGCGGGAGGAGCAGGCCCAGCGCCGGGCCGAGGACCUGGAGGCGGCGGUCAGCCGCCUGGAGAGCAGCCUGCAGGACGGACGGGCCCAGAUUCAGGACAAGGACGUCCAGAUCCAGCUGCAGGCGCAGCGGGAGGAGGAGCUGGAGGCCUCGGUGCACAGCCUGCAGCAGAAGGUGCAGCAGUGUCUGGAUGACGGGGUCCGGGUUCCCAUGCAGGACCUGAAGAGACUGGAGGCUGAAAACAGAGAGCUUCGUCAGCAGCGGGAUCACAACAGCAGGCUGUUCCUGCAGCAGAAGGAGCAGAUCGACAGGCUGAGCUCCACCCUGACGGCCAGGAGCUCCCGGACGCAGGGGAGGCGGAGUCUCCGUCACCUGAAGGAGGACGGUGUGGCGGACAGAGUGUGUGUGCAGCAGCAGCAGCAGCAGCAGCCGGCGGGCGGAGGCUCCGCCCCCCUGGAGGCGGGGCAGCUGCUGAAGGAGAUGUCUCUGUGCCUGCUGGACCUGCAGGCUCUGUGCAGCAUCCUGAUCCAGAGAGCGCAGGGCAAGGAGCCCAGCCUGGCCCUGCUGCUGGGCAUGAAGGCCUCCAGCGUGUCCCCGGAGGAGGAGGAGGAGGAGGAGGAGGAGGAGGAGGAGGGGGAGGGGGAGGGGCGGCGGCUCCUGGAGGUGGGCCAGCUGAGGAGAGACAUCGACGAGCUGAGGAAGACCAUCUCGGACGCCACGCUCAGCAUGUGGAUCAGCGCCGUGUCCCUGAGCGACGGCCGCCGCUGAGGCGCCUCGCUCCAUCCAGUCAUCUCGCGUUAGUCUCACCUCGGAGCAGAACGCCGGGCUCCUGUUAAUGACUUAAUGUGAGCGACUCAAACUGGACUAACUGUAAAAAGCAUGUCGUCUCUCGGUGCGUGUGAAACACUCAUAUUGGUCAGUUUUUUUAUUUUUUUUUUGAGAACCAGAGAAUUAAGUUCAUCUAUUUAACUGAUUUGUAAUAUUUAAGUGCUCUAACCAAACAAGUCUGCUUUAUAUUCCUGAGAAUGUUUUAUUACAGCGGUGUUAAGCUUCUGAUAACCUGAGUCAAAGUAAACUCCCCCAGUGGACAGAUCAGGAACUGCAGCUACUGCAUCGUUACAUGAUUCACUGAGAGCAGAGCAGUCGGCGAGAAUCCUCUGGAAGUACACGUUCUCUGCUUAUUUUAUUGCUCAUUAUUAAAUGGAAUGAUUUAAAGUAUAAAAACAACAAUAAAAUAGGGAAAACUACUCAAAAAAUUAAAUAAGGGAAAAAGGUCAAGUGAUUUUUGUUUUUGUUAAGGAGAAAAAAGGGAAAGUUUUUUUAAAAGAAUUUGAAAAAGCCAAUAUAUCUAAAACUGCUCUAACCACGAAAAAACCAAGAGGGUUGAGAGGAAAAAAUACACCAAAAAAAAAAAAAAUCUCUGAAAAUGGUCCCAAGAGCUGAAAAUGUAAUCAAAUAUAUCUGAAUCACAACUGUGGCACUUUAGAAAUG
Messenger RNA from Salarias fasciatus (jewelled blenny), 2982 nucleotides. It is a transcript of the gene cep85l, whose product is annotated as centrosomal protein 85L. The transcript is spliced from 12 exons. NCBI's taxonomy places the organism in Eukaryota, Metazoa, Chordata, Actinopteri, Blenniiformes, Blenniidae. The record is from RefSeq and is a predicted model, not a curated record. Gene Ontology annotation, cellular component: centrosome. The coding region runs from base 238 to 2259 and encodes 673 amino acids.